AGUCAUUGGUUAGUACCAUGGUUGCUAGGCAACCUGAGCAGCGGGACUGGCCUGAUGUACCUUGAAUUGGAACAGGCAUCAGGAGCAGGAAACGAAGCCGAAAGAGCGCGAAAGAUGGAGACGCAGAGGUUUGCGUUGGAAAGGAUCUCGGCUUGGAGGGUCACGGAUGCUGACAGCUCCCCUGCGAAAGUGAUAGUGGACUGCACAGCGGAGCUGUUGCGGUGCCACUUGCGGGACUCCUCCGGAAAUCUGGACGGAGAAUCACUGCGCAUGAUGUAUGUGAUGGUUAUUAUCAGAUUCGUCAAUCUGAUCACCGAGGUGAUGAAAAACGUAACAGUCCCACCGUGGGUGGUGGACCUAGGCCACAAUAUGGAACAUGGGCUUGAUCCUAAUUUGAACUUGUGCCGAAAGGCAUGUAAGAUGGCCCUGGAGCUGGUAGAGCAGGAGUUCUGGUCCAGGCAGUUGGGAGGAGAGGAUGAGGAAGCUGACUUAAAGCGGCAGGAGGAUGAGGCUACACGUAGCAGCAUCCCCGGGGCCUCAGGCACCAGCCCGGACAGCUGAGGGCUUCCAUCUGGAUUACAAACAUCAAGAGAGAUGUCAUGCUUUGACUCUUAUUUUGCUAAAGCAAUUUUGAAGCAGAAAAAAUGUUCAAAAAAUGUUCUUACAAAUUUAACAAAUUAAAAUGGUUAAGC
Oreochromis niloticus (Nile tilapia) is the source of this 692-nucleotide messenger RNA. RefSeq names its product ribosomal biogenesis protein LAS1L-like. Gene Ontology annotation, cellular component: Las1 complex; preribosome, large subunit precursor. Gene Ontology annotation, biological process: maturation of LSU-rRNA; maturation of 5.8S rRNA. The transcript is spliced from 2 exons. The record is from RefSeq and is a predicted model, not a curated record. Gene Ontology annotation, molecular function: endonuclease activity. NCBI's taxonomy places the organism in Eukaryota, Metazoa, Chordata, Actinopteri, Cichliformes, Cichlidae. The coding region runs from base 55 to 561 and encodes 168 amino acids.